Messenger RNA from Lodderomyces oxycetoniae, 2967 nucleotides. It is a transcript of the gene CNH1, whose product is annotated as Cnh1p. The coding region runs from base 1 to 2967 and encodes 988 amino acids. The record is from RefSeq and is a predicted model, not a curated record. Gene Ontology annotation, cellular component: plasma membrane. The transcript has a single exon. Gene Ontology annotation, biological process: regulation of membrane potential; intracellular potassium ion homeostasis; proton export across plasma membrane. Gene Ontology annotation, molecular function: sodium:proton antiporter activity. NCBI's taxonomy places the organism in Eukaryota, Fungi, Ascomycota, Pichiomycetes, Serinales, Debaryomycetaceae.
AUGGCUUGGGAUCAACUUGAAAUCGAAACUCCGCAUGUCGCUUAUGCCUGUGUGGGGAUAUUUUGUACUUUGUUCUCCUUGGUGUCGUUAUUUGUUAAGGAACGAUUGUAUAUCGGUGAAGCAACGGUGGCUACCAUAGCUGGCUUGAUCUUAGGACCACACUGUCUUGAUUGGUUUUCCCCGACAAAAUGGGGCAAUUCAGAUUACAUCACUUUGGAAAUAUGUCGAAUAGUUUUGUGUAUCCAAAUCGUUGCCGUGGCAGUCGAGUUGCCGAGAAAGUAUAUGAAAAAGCAUUGGGUUUCGGUUUUUAUAUUUUUAGUACCAGUAAUGACUACAGGUUGGCUAGUUGUUGGACUAUUUAUUUGGUGUUUAAUCCCGCAUUUUGCAUUCAAGGAUGCACUAUUAGUAAGUGCGUGCAUUACUGCUACUGAUCCAGUUUUGGCAGCUGCCGUUGUUGGUAAAGGUAAAUUUGCUGAGCGAGUCCCUGGUCACUUACGUAAUAUACUAUCUGCAGAAUCAGGCUGUAAUGAUGGUAUGGCAUUCCCAUUCAUAUAUUUGUCUUUAUACUUGAUUACCUAUGCAGGAAACGCAAGAGAGAUUGUUAAAAACUGGUUUGUUUUGACUAUAUUAUGGGAAUGCUUUUUUGGAUGCUUUUUGGGAGUCGUCUUGGGCUACGUUCUUCGGAAAUUGGUUGCAUUUGCAGAACAAAAAAAUUUGAUUGAUCGUGAGUCAUUCUUGGCUAUUUUCGUGUUUCUUGCAUUCAACUGUGCCGGUAUUGGCUCUAUGUUGGGUGUUGAUGAUUUGUUGGUAUCAUUUGCCGCAGGAACAUCGUUUGGGUGGAAUGGUGCUUUUGCCAAAAAGACCGAGGAGUCCCACGUUUCGACUGUUAUCGACUUGUUAUUGAAUUUGUCAUUUUUUGUCUAUUUUGGUGCAAUCAUACCAUGGCCUCAAUUCAAUGAUGGAACAAUCGGAUUAAAUGUUUGGAGACUAAUCAUUUUAGCAUUUGUCGUCAUUUUCUUGAGACGUGUACCUGCAGUUGUGCUUUUGAAGCCAAUAACUCCUGAUGUUAAAACUUGGAGAGAGGCGUUUUUUUGCGGCCAUUUCGGCCCAAUUGGUGUAGGUGCAAUCUUUGCAAGUAUAUUGGCAAGAAAGGAUUUGGAGAGUCACUACACAACAGAAGAAACACCACUAGCAGCUUUACCAAACGAUGAAUUUCCUCAUUAUCAGUUGCUAGCAAGCAUAUGGCCUAUUGUAUGUUUUAUUGUUGUGACGUCUAUUAUAGUCCAUGGAUCUUCCGUGGCAGUGUUGACUUUGGGAAAAAGAUUGAACAGAAUGGCUAUUACAAUGUCUUAUACGCGUACGAAUGGUGAUCAAACUGGAGGUGGUGGAUCCAACUGGAUACAAAGAUUGCAAAAACUUGAUAGAGCAGACUCGUCAUUUUCUUUGCACAGAGUGGACUCAGUAGCACGGAAUGAAAAGGAUGAAUCAAAAAAUAUAACGGACCAGGAGGAGAUGUUGCCAGAGACUAGCGGAAUCAAAGUCCGGCCUGCAGGAGGCGCCAAAAGAAGUAAGAGAAGAAAGAGAAUGAAGAAACAUAGUCUUAUUAGAAAAACGUUAUCGAGAGUCCGGAGUGGUGGCGGUGGAGAUGAUCAAGAGAAAGAAGGAGAAGAAGGACGGCGUGAGAGAUAUAGGCCUGCUACUGAGUUUUUGCAAUUGGGAGUUGGUGCCAACAAUAACGGUGUUAAGAGUACAAUAUCAACCGAACCCGAAACAUCAACUGCAGAGGUGAAGGAAUCAUCGUCGUCUAGUGCAAAUAGCGAGCAAUGCGCCGAAGAAGAAAGACUAAAGAAGGAAGAAUCAAUAAAUUAUGCGCCAUACUCAAAUGAGAAGCAAUCAGGAAAGUCUAAAUAUGGAGAGUAUACAAAAGCAGAGACGAUGCAGGUCCCAACCACUGCAUAUCAAGAUGGAGAUACUUUGAUUGUUGAAGAUCAACAUGGUGAAGUUAUAGAUGACAUAAAAAUACAAGACGAGCCAGCAAACAGUAAAAAGAUCAGACUGGAUGGAGACGGUAAAGGUGAAGAAGAAGGUGAAGAAGACGAAGAAGACGAAGAAGACGAAGAAGAUGAAGGUGAAAAUGCGGAGGAGGAGGAGCAGGAGGAGAAGGAGGAGGAGGAGGAGAGUAUUCAUUCUAUGGAGUCAUUACAGCGACAUUUAUCUCAAUAUUCAACUAGUUCCCCUACUCCAAGGGAAUUUGUACUGGAUGAUGAAACUGAUAAAAAGAAUAUACCCCUUGUCAAAAAACUUUCACGUUCCCUUUCCCGGCGCACAUAUUACAACAAGGCUGAUCCUAAGAAACGCAAGGUAUUUGCACAUCGCGUUGACAACUUGAUACUUAUUGAGAAUGAGGAUGGUGAGAUAAUCAGAAGAUACAAAGUAAACAGGCAUGCAUCAUCCGUUCCUAAAGCAAAAGCCAAUAGAUCCAGAUCAUCAACGCUUGUUGGAAAGAUGAAGUCAUUGGUAGGUAUGAAAACAGAUACAGAUUCGGCAACCGGUAGUGGUGGUGCAUCUCAAAGCGACAAUCCCAAUGAACCUUCUCCUUUUGUAAACGUGACAGACUUGGAGAAAGGUGUAAGUCAUAAUGUGCUCAUUCCACAAGGAGAGGUGAAUCUACAUAAGGAUAAAAUCGACAAAAUUGAGGACAAGAUUGCACAAGUUUUGCAGGAAAAGCAUGAGCGAGGAGGAAAACAUUCUUUAGUCAAAAAGGUGUCGCCGCCACCCCCUCUGUCUAAGACUUAUGAUCAGUUUAGUGAAGAAGAAGAGGAAGAAGAAGAAGAAAAAGAGGAAAAGGAAGAAAAAGAAGAUGGUAAUUUUGAUUCCGAGGAUGAAACUGGGGUAGAGAAAAAGCGAAGACUUCAAGCGUUGGGGCAGUUACCCAACACCAACCGUGAUGAUUCUGAUGAAGAGUAG